This is a messenger RNA of Triticum aestivum (bread wheat), 590 nucleotides long. Its product is annotated as FCS-Like Zinc finger 2. Lineage: Eukaryota; Viridiplantae; Streptophyta; Magnoliopsida; Poales; Poaceae. The record is from RefSeq and is a predicted model, not a curated record. Gene Ontology annotation, molecular function: zinc ion binding. Gene Ontology annotation, biological process: regulation of DNA-templated transcription.
UCAGCGGCCUGCUCCUUCUUCUUCUUCGACGCCGAGCCGCUCGGCGAGCCCGGCAUGCCGGCGCAGGACGCGUGCGCGCUCUGCACCAAGCCGCUCGCGCGCGACAGCGACAUCUUCAUGUACAAGGGCGACACGCCCUUCUGCAGCGAGGAGUGCCGCGACGAGCAGAUGCAGCUCGACGCCAUCGCCGCCAGGCAGGCCGCCCGGAGGCAGCAGCGGUUCUCGUCGGGAACGGAGGCCCGGAGCGGGCACCAGGAGUCCAGGAAGGUGUCCGUCGCGAGCUAGCCGGCGAAGCUCGUGGCCGAUAGAGUAGAGCUCGGCUUGAAUCAACGGGAUCCCAAGAAUCACCGAUCUGGCGAGGCCAAGGAGAUUGAUCUCUCUUUCUUGUCUCGCCUGUGCCGGAGAAGCAGUGAAGGAUCUGAGAAAGUUCAUGUGCUGAGGCUCCGGCCAUCUGAGUCGCCCGCUGGACGCAUCCUUCUCCUGGCUCCUUUUUGCCUCUGUGUGCGUGUUUGUUUGAGGCUUUGAGCCGCGGUUGUGGCAACACCAUAUGUAAAUCGAAACCAUCUGGAAAUCAGUAUUUCAGCACAAAA